Messenger RNA from Microbotryum saponariae, 1504 nucleotides. The record is from the annotation of a GenBank genome assembly. NCBI's taxonomy places the organism in Eukaryota, Fungi, Basidiomycota, Microbotryomycetes, Microbotryales, Microbotryaceae.
AUGGCAACGGAGGCCGAGCGUGGUGUCCCACCAGUCCUUGGUGAUGAGGCACUACCACCACGGCAAGACACCUCAAUCACACCAGGACCUGAGGGAGAGAUAUCAUCAUUUCUAUCGGCGAGUCUUGGUUCUACAUUCACCUUGAUUCUCGGAGCUGACCGACAUCCGUGGAUUCAUCCUUAACCGCGCCACUUCAGCCGGAAGCUUUCGACUUCGUCUCGAGUUCAGAUGCAUUCGCUCGAGCUUCGGCUCAGAAUCGGCCGACCCGGCGGACUUCGCAUUCAGACUCUGAUAAGCAGCCUACAAAGCAAAGGAGCGCACGACUUACGUUCCCCCUCGGACCUCGGUCAUCUGUCAGCUCGUCGACCGCAGGGAGUGCCUCAACCCCCCCGGGCAUCUCGGCAGGGCAACCUCGUGCAGGGGACUGCAACAGUACCGGAAACGAUCCUCUGAUUGCAAGCACGGAUACAAAAGAGCAGAGUCAAGCAUCCUCGAUAGCGUCGGCCUCACCCGCGACACCGUCUGCCCGUAAUACAAGCGAGUCCGAGGCGGUUUUCGCCAGUCUCGAGGACGACCAUGAAGUCAUCGCUAAUAUCAAACCCAUGGGCCUCAAAGUGCGGCGGUCGUCUGCCUCGUCGCAGUCUUCUAAUUCGAGCUGGCCUUCGACGAUCGGAUCUCUGAUGUCGCCCACCGCCGACUCAGCGUCUCGGCGCUCCGUAUUUCCGCUCCGAAAUCCACCUCCUUCGAAGCACAAGAAAAGCGUUCGGGCGUCCGUGGUGUUGAGCGAGUCGGAACUUUCUCUCCCUGGUCCCUCAUCAGAACAAAUCGAGUCUGGAGAUCGUGCUUCGGCGGCCACCGCUACAUUUCCACUCCUGUCGCCGAGGUAUCUGUCAUCGCCCUCCCCGCCGGCGUCCGUAGCUUCCUCGAAUCGAUCCAGCACCCACGCGUCACUGCCUCACAGACCACCGUCAAAGGAUCCUACGCCCACGAGCUCGACUUUCACAUCCUCCCUACGCGUCAACCCAUCCGCACCCUCUUUCCGGGGUUUCCCCAGUUCUACCUCUUCCCCUUACCAGUCAUCUCCAUAUCUUUCAACUCCAGCGGGCCAAGCGGGCCCCCAGUCGAUAUUUGCGACCCCUGUCGGCCACAAGCCCAAAGUAGGUAUGUCCCGCCUUUUUGCCGCCGCGACGUCAAAAAAACAACCCAAGGCAGCUCCGCUCGGUCGUGGAACGUCUACAGUAUUCUAGACUCGGCAUUGGCGAGUUCUUAAACAUAUCAUCGACCGCCGGCGAAGGGGACUUUUUCGACGAGGGCGGCAUCGAUUUUCUCCACCUCAUCGACGACGGGAUUUGGACCCGCAAGAAGUACUUAUGCUAGCAGUAUCGCCACUUUUGAAACGGCACAGGAUUCGUAUCCGCCGGACUCGUCGCAGACCGUCGCUCCCAAGAGGGAGGACGAGGAGGACGCCGCAUCGCGUUUAGAAGGAUUGAGCAUAAAAAUAUAG